GCAAGUCUCUCUGCUGCUUUGCGCUAUGACGUGAUUUGAUGGGUGUUAAGUGUCUCGGGUCAACCUACUUAAAACCCGGUGUCUGACUGAUAUGUUGCUAGUAUAAAAAAUAAGCAAGUAUUGUAAUACAAUAUGUAAAAUAAGCAAGCAUUGUAAUGCAAGAACGACCAGCGGAGGGGGCUUCCCUGCUUGGAAUACUGUAUGUAUACGAACUUCCUGGUCUUAGUUUGCUCCACCCACUGAGCUGCUUGAAGGUAGCUUUCGCUUAAAAGGGCGAUGCCAUAGCCAAAGUGGAAGAGUGGGGUCAAAAAAUUCCAUCAGCAAAAUGGCAGUCAUUUGUCGUAUUCUUAAGAGCGUCAGGGAUUACAACAUAAUCCGGAACGUGCAGCUAAAAACUGCCGAGACGUGGGCGAAUUAAAUCAUAAAAAGAAUGAAUCGGAUGGGCAAACAAAUACAACGGAAUUAAUUCAAAUCCCUGGAUUCUUAGAAUUCUUGAACCUAAUAAACAUUCCAUACCGCAAUUCUGCUUGUGAUUUUAGCGCUGCCAAUGAAUGCAAUUAUUUUAUAAAUUAUGGUUUAAUGUGCUGUGUGGCCAUUGCGAAUUGUGAUUUAUUCAGCAAGGCUUGGGGGGUGCAGCACACUCAGUCGGGCGCAUCCGCAAGUCUAUACAAUCUUCCCGGGCAAAAGGAAGGCGAUUAUUUCGAUGGGCUUGUCUCAGCAACAAGCAACUUCUAAGUCAGUGCCUUAGUCGGCAUUGACCCUUUAAAGAGCUAAAGCUCAUUUGCGCGCCAUUUCAAGUGUAGGAGGCGGGAAUCGCGGUAGAAGACGGGAGGACGUCGGGAUCGAGUUGCUUCUCCCGCAGCGAAAGCAGGAGCUAAAAGCACAAAUGGAGAGCUUGGCUCCAUUCUUUUUCUUAGUCUGAGAUUUAUGGACUUGUACAUGAUGAAUUGUGAACUCCUAGCAACUUGCAGUGCCCUUGGAUUCUUAGAAGGAGACACCUACCAUAAAGAACCAGACUGUAUAGAGAGCGUGAAAGAUUUAAUCCGCUAUCUGCGCCAUGAAGAUGAGACCCGGGAUAUUCGGCGACAGCUGGGAGCUUCUCAGAUUCUGCAAAAUGACCUGAUCCCUAUUAUUGUCCAGUACCCCCAAGAUAAACAGCUGUUUGAUGCUGUCAUCAGAUUAAUGGUGAAUUUAACUCAACCAGCUAUCCUCUGCUUUGGAAAAAUUCCCCAGGACAUUAACCUCCGCCAUCACUUCCUGCAGACUGUCUCUUACCUGCAGGCUUAUAAAGAAGCCUUUGCCAGCGAGAAGGUCUUUGGGGUGCUGAGCGAGAAGCUGUAUGAAUUGUUGCAGCUGGACUGGGAGCAGCGCCAGGAAGAAGAUAACCUGUUAAUUGAGCGCAUCUUGCUUCUGGUGCGCAAUGUGCUGCAUGUGCCAGCUGAUCCUGAUGAAGAGAAGAACAUUGACGAUGAUGCCAACAUCCAUGACCGGGUGCUCUGGGCUAUGCACAUUAGCGGGAUGGAUGAUUUGCUCAAAUUCUUGGCCAGCUCCACAAGUGAACAGCAGUGGAGUCUGCACGUGCUAGAGAUAAUCUCCCUUAUGUUCCGUGACCAGAAUGCAGAGCUGUUGGCAGCCACAGGAAAGACCCGUUCAGCCAAGGAGCAGAGCAUAGAUGUGGCAGGCCUGGAAAUCUUGAGGCAGAAGGAACAGGCUGAGAAGAAGACUCGUAUAUUCCAGCGGAGUAGCAGACACUCUCGUUUUGGUGGCUGUUAUGUUAUUCAGGGCUUGAAAGCUAUUGGGGAAAGAGAUGUGGUGAUGCACAAGGGGCUACACAAUAUGAAGAACUACAGCCACGAUCUGUGCAAGGAGGUACGCCGGGUGCCAAAAAGGCAGCAGCUCGCCAGUGAUGGUGAAGGACCCCCUCGCCGCUCUGCCCUAAAUGUGCGGCGCUUCCUCCAGGAGUUCUGUGUGGAGUUCUUGGAGAACUGCUACAAUCGCCUCAUGUACCUGGUCAAGGAUCACUUGAUCAGGGAAAAGGCCCAACAGCACGAUGAGACAUACUACUUAUGGGCUAUGGCUUUUUUCAUGGCCUUCAACCGGGCCUCUUCUUUCCAGCCUCAGCUGGUUUCUGAGACGGUUGGCGUUCGGGCCUUCCAUUUCAUUGAACAGAGUCUGACCAACUACUAUGAAAUGAGCCUGGUAGAUAAGAAGGACAUCACCUCUUGGACUAAAAGGAUGCAUCUGGCUCUCAAGGCUUACCAAGAAUUGCUGAUGACUAUGCAUGAAAUGGACCGUUCCCAGGAAGAAGCUGUGCGCAACAGCAGCCACAUCCUUAAAAAUAACAUUUUCUAUUUGAUGGAAUAUCGGGAGUUGUUCCUCACUCUUUUCCGUAAGUUUGAUGAGAAAAAGCAACCCAGGUCAUUCCUGAGAGAUCUGGUGGAGACAACUCAUCUCUUCUUGAAGAUGCUGGAGAAAUUUUGCAAAGGGAGGAAAAACCUUGUGGUCCAGGGCAAGAAGUGCAGGAGGAAAAAGAAAUCCAAGGCUCAUUCUGCUGGGCCCAGUGCGCGACCCCAAUCGUCUGAAGAGUUAGAGGAGGUGUGGCCAAAGCUGGUGGAGCAAAUUGAUAGGUGCAUCAAGGGUUUUGAGUCUCUUCCAGAUGAUGUCAUUCCUUUUGACGCCACAUCAGAAGUUCCAUUAGAGGAACAGCGAGCUGAGGCCAUGAUACGGAUCCAGGACAGCUUAUUAACUGGCCAGGCACCAGAAGCGCUCUCACUCUUGCGCUCGGCAAGGGAGGUGUGGCCUGAAGGAGACGUGUUUGGAUCAUCCGCCGUUGAUCCAGUUGAAGAAAUGGAGCUGCUAAAGCAAAUCUUCUUCGCCAACCUCCCUCGGCAAGCAGCAACUGACCCAGAUGAGCCUGAGGAGGCUGCUGAGGAUGAGGAAGUUGCUGAGGAAGAGUUGGCAUCUGUGCAGGUGUCUGAAAAAGAGUUCAGCUUCCUGGACUAUGUGAAGCGGUUUGCUAGUGCUCAUGUCGUCAAGGCCUACGUCCUGCUGUUCAGAAAUUACCAGCAGAACAGCCCCCACACUAAUCACUGCGUGGUCAAGAUGUUGCACCGCAUCGCCUGUGACCUCAAGAUGGAGGCCUUACUCUUUCAGCUGUCGGUCUUCUGCCUUUUCAACCAUCUUCUCAGUGACCCUGCCGCUGGAGCUUAUAAGGAGCUGGUGACCUUUGCCAAAUACAUUGUGGGCAAAUUUUUCGCAUUGGCAUCGACCAAUAAAAAAGCCUACAUGGAACUGUUGUUCUGGAAAAACACAGCUGUGGUUCGAGAAAUGACCGAAGGCUACACAGUGUCACAGGAAGAUGGAAGUUCUAAUUUGCACAAGGCCUCCCAUUGGACUGAGGAAGAGGAGGAAGAACUUCAGGAGCUCUACCACAAGUAUAAAGAAAUGGAAGGUGAAGAUGUGCUUGACAACAUCCUGUCACAUCUCGGCUCUCAUCCCCGGGGACGAAUGCAGGUGGCCAGGAAACUUGUGCGCUUGGGGUUGGUGAGCAGCAUACGAGACUUUCCUCAGGCGCGCAGGAAAGGAGCCCGCAUUGUGCUAUGGACAGAGGAUCAGGAGCUGGAGCUUCGCCGGCUCUUUGAGGAGUUCCGUGACUCCGAUGAUAUCCUAUCCAAUGUAAUGAAGCACAUCACAGCCAAACGAUCCAAAGCCCGCAUUAUUGAGAAGAUGCUUAGCAUAGGGUUGGUGUCUGAUCGCAAGGAACUUUACAAGAAGCGCAAACGGAAAGCUGGUUCCCCUAGAGAGAAUAAAGCCUCGUUCCCCAACGAUUCUGAGGUGCCUGACCUGGCUGAGAUAGAUGGUGAAGAUGAAGAGGAAGAAGAAAUGGAUGACUUGGAUUGUGAAGAAGAAGAACUGGCCAAGGAGGAUCCUGGAAAUGACACGGAUCAAAAAUCCUGGGAUGGGUGGUCCAAGAAAAUGUGGGGAGGCGCUUCAGAGCGAAAACUUGUACAAAGCCUUAGAUUAGAAGGUUUUGCUGGCCCCUUGCUCUGGCUUCAGAACUGCUUGAACAAAACAGCUGCUGCCCGAGGAGAGAAUGGAUGUGCCCAGGCUGUUCCUUUGGUGCCAUUGACUGAAGAAAGUGAGGAUGCCAUGGAGCACAAAAAUUUCCAGAAACUGUUGUGGAAGGUGGGGGUACGAUCUCCAGCCAAUGAGCAGGAAUCCUUCUGGCGCAUCCCAGCUAAACUCAGCUCAGAACAAUUACGCCACAUGGCUGCUUUCAUUGCUUCGGAAGAAAUGGAGGGGGAGACUCAAAAACAGCAAGCUGAAGAUCAUUCAGAAGAAGAUCAUCCCAAAGUAAUGGAACCAAGAGGGCUGAAAGCAGAAACAGAGGAGCAUAUCCAGCAUCCUUUGGGCCCUAAAAGAAGCCGCUUGGUUGAUGAAGAGGAAAACCAUGACCAAGAUUCCAGUGAUGAGGAUGGACCAUGUCCUUCCAGUAAGAGGAAGUGCCUGCGAAUUGAAGAAGACGAGGACUGAGGAAAUUGGAAACAUCUCCCUUAGCAUGUCAAAAAGACCAGUGAAAGCAAGCCUUGGGGCUACUGCCAGUUACCUCAAGAACUGGAUUGGGCAAGAUUAGAGAGCAGUCAACAUCCCCAGGGAAAACAUUAGGGAAGGAAUACAGAAACUAAACUUUUAUAUCAUAAUAAAAAUCUGUAUGAUCACCAAUGUGGCGGGAGAAUUAGAAAGAGUAAACAGCUCAUAACUUCUGCCCUAUGAUUAGAUGCAAUUGUUGUUAAUGCUAAUGUGACAGUCACCUUUCAAACCGCUCCAGGUUGUUGCCUGCCCGCUCUUGCUUUCCUGGCAUUCCUCAGUAUCGUUUGCUUAGAGCAGGGGUAGUCAAGCUUGGCUCUUUUAUGACUCGUGGACUUCAAUUCCCAGAAUUCCUGAGCCAAGCUUGACUACCCCUGGCUUAGAGUCACUAAGAAUCACCCUUACCAGCUAGUUUGCCAAGCAAGAAUGUGACAUACUGGCUUUCCACAGUGUUUGGUUUGUUUGUGGAUCUGCCUCUUUUGUCUCUGGUUUGGCUUAGAUAUCAUGGGCUUAUACUGUGUGUCACAUUUUGCCUUAAUUACCUGAACACAUCAAUAUUGGUUUCUUCUGUUCCUCUGCUUUUUUCCUUUUGUGAAAUUUCUUCUCCCAAAAAAAAAAAAAAAAAGGAACUGGAAGUAGGCCAUUGCCAAGCCUUGCUAAAAAAGUAGUGAUGGGAUAAUGAUACAAGAGAUAUUAAAGUUGCAAUUGCAUGCAUCUCUGAUAUUUCUGCCUUGCCUCCUUUGGUUAAGAGUUUGUUUUUACAUUUGAUCCUUCUGAAAUCCGCCCAAUGUCAGCGGAUGAUCUAUAACAAUUGUGGAUAUUUGUGUACUUCUUUGUUGUACUUUUGAUAUUUUUUUUUAAAUAUCUAAAAAAUUCUGAAAAAUAAAGUAUAAAAUAUCCUGA
This is a messenger RNA of Crotalus tigris (Tiger rattlesnake), 5490 nucleotides long. RefSeq names its product timeless circadian regulator (gene TIMELESS). Bases 928 to 4533 code for a protein of 1201 amino acids. The record is from RefSeq and is a predicted model, not a curated record. Lineage: Eukaryota; Metazoa; Chordata; Lepidosauria; Squamata; Viperidae. The transcript has 30 exons. Gene Ontology annotation, cellular component: replication fork protection complex. Gene Ontology annotation, biological process: DNA repair; replication fork arrest; DNA replication checkpoint signaling. Gene Ontology annotation, molecular function: DNA binding.